Messenger RNA from Dimorphilus gyrociliatus, 4001 nucleotides. NCBI's taxonomy places the organism in Eukaryota, Metazoa, Annelida, Polychaeta, Dinophilidae. The record is from the annotation of a GenBank genome assembly.
UAAACAUUGUUAUUCUUGUGAGGAUAAAAAUAAUAUACAAUAUUUAUGGAUUUGUAAAACAUUAAUGUCUAUAUUCUUGCUAUUUUCUUGGUAUAUAACAAACAAUAGUUUGUGUUUUUCCGUUGACAUUUAUUGCUUUCGAAAAAUAUGGCAAAGGAUGGGAAAGGUAAAGUGAAAACUUGGAGAAAUUUCUGCAAUGAAACAACAUUUCAUGGAAUUAAAAAUAUUUUUGCUAAAGAAUCCUCACUGUUUCGACGAAUUGGAUGGAUUCUUAUUGUGUUUGGAGCAAUCUUUCUCUUCAUUUUUCAAGUGGUUAAACGAGGUUUAGACUACAGCAAAAAAGAGGUAACAGAUAGUGUUCAAGUGAUAUAUGCAAAGAGUCUGCAAUUUCCAUCAGUUACAGUAUGCAAUCAAAACCAGUUCAGGAUGAAAAGUACUGUAGAAUUGGAAGUGUAUAAAUACUUUAACAACCUUUAUAACACUAAUACUAAUGGAACUGCUUCGCACAAUCAAUACUUACCAAGGAACAUGAAUGACGAUGCCAAAUAUGUUUACAACUAUAUUGGACACCAACAAUCUGAUUUCCUAUUCAACUGCCAUUGGAAUGGUAAAGAAUGUCCAUCUCAAUAUAUCGCACAAACUAUUACUGAAUUUGGUAUAUGUUUUACAUUCAAUUCUCCUCGCUCAAGUUAUCCACUUCAACCUGUAACUGUUACCGAACCUGGAAUGGAAAAAAGUCUCUCAUUCCUCGUCAACAUUGAACAGUACGAGCAUAUGCCAGGACCUCGUAAUGAUGCUGGAGUUAAGAUAUUGUUGCAUGAUGAUUUUAAAAAGCCACUCAUGUCUAAUCUCGGUUUUGCGGUAGCCCCAGGAAUGCACACGCUGGUUGGUAUCAAGCGAAUUGAAUCGCAAAAUCUUGGUGAACCUUAUGGAGAUUGUGUCAAUUCGAAGUAUAAAUCUCAUGCCGAAUGCAUAGAUCAUUGUCAGUUAAAAGCAGUUGCAACAAUAUGUAAAUGUAUUCCAUUCAUAGCAACUGCAAUCCUGCAAAGUACAAACGAUUACAAUAGAAAAUGUUCUUUAUCCGAGAAUCACGGAUGUAUUAGAAGAUCACUAGAGAAAUUAAAGAGUAAUGAGAACAAUUGUUCUUGUCACGUUCCGUGUCAUCAAAUUGUUUAUGAACCAAAUCUUUCAUUUUCAGCUAUAUCUGGAUUUACGGUUAAUAAAUUAAUACUAAAGGACUCGGAAAGAAUGUUAAAGUUGAGAGAAAAAUAUCUACAAGUAUUAGAAAUAGGUGAGAAGAAUAGUAAAGAACUUUUUGAUCUAAACAAACAAUACAUUACUGCAUUUACGAAAGGAAUGCGUCCAUUUUUUCUAAAGUUCAUAAAUACUUUUGACGCAUUCGAGAUAAAUAAAACGGGCGAUGGAGAAUCAUUUGUAUCAAGAAUAUUGGCAAAAAUACGAAAUGAUUGCACAGAUAUCUUGCAUAACGUUGAAUUAAUGGAAACAGCUCUACAGUCACCUAAAAUUGUACACGUUUACAAAAGUUUCACCUAUUUAAUGCAAGUUGAAAAUCAUUUUAAGGGACAAUUGUUUGGCCCAUCUCCAGUAAAUGAGAAUAGAAUUCUCGAUGAUUUCCAUAGUUGUACGGAUAAUGUCAACAAAACGAAUGGAACUUGGAGAGGUUGCGAUGAUUUUAUGCAACAUUUUCAAUUUAGUUCUUUUAAAGUAGAGGAGGAAAAUUUUCACCAAUUUUGGGAUAAAGCUAUCAAAUCAGUACAGAAUUUAAUUCAUCAUUUGAAAUCUGUACAGAAUUUACAAAAUUAUCACAUAGAUGAAAUUGAGAGAAUUUUUGGACUAGAUAUAAAUGAUACAAGAUUACCAUUUAUGGAAUAUUGCAAUCCAAUCUACAAUGAUCUAAUUACUCUAAGAGAAAAUGAUACUGAUGUUGAUACAAACGCUAAAAUUAGAUUUGUCCUGCAAACAUAUUUUAGAAUAGAGAAAAUUUUGAAUAAUGAAAAUUUUCAAUCUUAUUGUUUAUUGAAUAGAAAGAAAGAGUUUUUUCAAAGAAUAUAUCGAUCAAUUGAAGAUAUUGCAAGAUAUGGUGUAUCUAUUCAUUGGUAUAUCAAAGGUGUUCAGAGAAAUAUAGAAAAAAUUACUAAAAUUCAUCUAGAUGCUAUCGAAAAAAUUCUAAUGUUUGAAUCUUAUUUAGAAGUGAAUUCUUCAGUAAAGAAACAAAAUUUAUCCGAUCCUCUACUGUUGGAAGAUUUUCUCAAGGAUUUAAGGAGUUUGAUAGGUUUUAGCGAAAAUAUGCCAUUAGAAUACAGAACAUUUAUUGGCAGAAUUGACGAAUUUGCUACAUUAUUUUUUUUUUUGGAAGAGAGAUUUCUAUCCUUAAGAUGGCCUUUUCCUAAAAAUGAUGCACAAAAUAAGACAAUCAAAUAUAAAGAUAUAAAUCAGUUCUAUACCAUAUACAAUGAAAUGAAAGUCAAAUAUGACAUUUAUUUCUCUUGUUCAAAAGAUGAUUUACAACAGAUAAAAGAUUGGUACAGGUGUGUUAUGAUCAUGGGAAAUGCAGUGGCUAAACAUACCCUUGACUAUCCUAUAUCUUUCAAUCAGAAACUCAGUGAUAUUCUCUCUAAGUACAACGAUCUUCAGGAAUUUAUGUAUACAUUUCAUAGAAAUUCUUUUAUAAAUAAAGAAUUUCUCUUAAAAAAUUUUGCAAAAGUGGAUAUUUUUUACAAAGAAAUGAAUUUCCAAAGAAUUAUUCAACAUGAGAAAUUUGGUUUUUUAUCUUUCUUAUCAGAAAUUGGUGGAUUUUUGGGUCUAGUUUUAGGUGCUUCCGUUAUAACCUUGUUUGAAUUUCUUGAUUUUUUUGCUUACAAGAUUUCAUAUUCAUUGUCUGCAAAAAUGAGAUAAAAAAUGUAGAAUUUUAAGGAAACCUUUUGGCUUUUUUUCUUAACAGAAUGACUGGAUUUUUUUGGUUAUGACCUGACAAUUAGAUGUUUCGAAUUAUCAAUGCAAACUAAGGUCUUUAGCCAUCAAUUAUAGAUGACAAAUUACUAUUCAAGGCUUUGAAUUACAAUAGAAUUCUAUAGAAUUUAGUUAUAAAUUGUUCCUCUCACACAAUCUCUGUACCAUAAUUCUUGAAUCAUAUAUUCUCCUAACAUAUUCCUUGAUGUUUUUAGCCUAAUAAAGCCAAAGAUAUGAUAUAAUUAUAGACAUAAUGGAUGCUAAUCUUAUUAAAUAAUACAAUAGUAUUGGCAGAGGUGAAGUUUAUAAUGGUAAGUAGAAGGCUAGAAAAUUUAUUGCCUCUGUUCAGUUUAUGGGUAAUCGUUGCUUGGCAACAGCUAACUCAUCUAUCUCCCAACUAGUUUGUCAAUACUAAAGUAUUAGUGAUGGAGCUAAAUUUGCAAACAUUACUUUUGAACAAAUUGACUGAAUCGAAGAUUUGUUGAUUUUCAGUAAAAGAAAUCUCUUGAAGCUUCAAUUAAACCAAACUAAGUCAGCACUAUACCUGAACAUAAUCUAAUACUAAAUAAGCCUAGAGAAUGAUUUGAAAGAAUGAAAAUGCUAAAAUUUCAAAAUAAGUAAAUUAAAUGUUAUUGUUAAAGGUUUUAAAAAAUCAAUUAAUCUACUUCCCCUCCUCUAUAGGGAAGAAAAUUUCAGCUAAGCUAAAGAUAGAGAAAUAUCUAAUAAAGUAAAAAUUUUUUAUUAAUAUCUAUUGAUUUGGUGGCAAACAAUCAUUUUAUUAUUUAAUUAGCAAUUUUUCUGCCAUUUUCACUAUUUGAUAUUGAUACCAAAUCUCUCAUAAAAAUCAUCAAAAGAUGUUUGUAAAUUUAUUGUAUUGAUUCAAGACCUUGGUUCAUCAUUCGGUGGAUUUAUUGGUUUUCAUAAUAUUCAUGUAAAAUUUUUGGCCAUUUUUAGACUUUUGUAUUCAUAUCUGGACAGCUAACUAAAUAUUUAAUUUAAUGUGUUUUUAGAAGACAAAAAACAAAAAGUGC